AAAGUUGGAUGCGGCCAGCCAACUCAAUCUCAAAGAAGAAGAAGAAUAAGCAACACUGCAUUUCCUAUGUUUUGAGCAACACUGGAGAAGAGCUCCGCAGAGUGCGCAGAGAAGGUAACAGCUGAAUCAACUGUCAGAGGACGUUUGACCAGUGACCACCAACAGCCCAAGACAACGACAACAACACAUCAUUGGUAAGAAAAGAGCAUUGUCACUGCUUCCCUUGCCGACAUUGACGACUGCAUCUCCCUAACUUAUCUGAGACUGGCAAAGAGUGUCUGUCUGAGUGACGGGACCAAGCUGUCUGCAGAAAAGAUGGAGGACUCUGUGAAGGCGGAGAGUGCCGCUGAUGGAGGAGGCCUGGUGUACGCAGAGAAAGAGCCAGAAGACACUCUCAGCCCCACAGACCUUUCUGAACUGCUGGCUGCCGGGACCAAAGAGGUUCACGAGAAGGCGGAGAACACCCAGUUUGUCAAGGACUUCCUCAGGGGGCGCAUCCGCAAGGAGCUCUUCAAGCUGGGCGAUGUGGCCCUCUACUACACCUACGAGGCCAUGGAGGAGGAGAUUGAGAGGAACAAAGAUCAUCCUGACUUCUCCCCGCUCUACUUCCCAGAGCUGAAUAGACGUGACGCCCUGUCCCGCGACCUGGACUACUUCUAUGGUGAGGACUGGCGGGAGCGGGUCAGCUGCUCGCCGGCCACACAACGCUACGUGGAACGCAUCCACCAGGUGGGUCAGGAAGAGCCGGUCUUGCUGGUGGCCCAUGCCUACACCCGUUACAUGGGAGACCUGUCCGGGGGCCAGGUGCUGAAGAAGGUGGCCCAGCGGGCGCUGAAGCUGCCAUCGACGGGCGAGGGCGUCUACUUCUACCAGUUUGACGGCAUCCACAGCGCCAAGGCCUUCAAGCAGCUGUACAGGAGCCGGAUGAAUGAGCUGGAGCUGGACAUGGCCACCAAGGACAGGCUGGUGGCGGAGGCCGUGCUGGCCUUUCAGUUCAACAUGGAGGUAUUUGAUGAGCUAGAGGAGAUGGGUAAGGAUAUCCAGGAAGAGGUCAUGGACGCGGGCAUGCCUGUUCACGGGGCCCAUGGGACCGGAGGAGACAUCAACAAAUGCCCCUACUACGCCGCACAAAUGGCGGCCAGUGGGGGCUCGGCGUACGUCGGUCAGCUGGCCAUGGCCGUCCUCAGACACCCCACAGGCCAGGUCCUAUUCGCCGCCUGGGUCGCCGCCCUCGCCGGAUUGGCUGCAUGGUACUUCAUGUGAUCCGACCCACAGCCAAUCGUUGGCUGUCCUGCAGGAAAGGAGGAGGGAAGACAAGGAGGGAAGACAAGAAGAAUUGUUUUCUGAACGUUUGGAUGAGAACCCAUCCGUACCCAGACCUUGUAACCUUCCCUCCUCCACUCCUCUAAUUUUCUCUCUCUACUACCUCCCUCUCCCUCCGUCCUGUAUCCUCCCACUAUGGUUGGUCAUAUUUGUAGCUCUUAGUAUCAAUUUAGAGCCAUUUUUUUUUAUUCAAACCUGUUAUAGGAUUUAUUUCUUCUUGAGCUGACAUGAGAUGACAAUUGAUCUUACUUGAUUAGAUUAUAGUGUGAUUUGUUGUCAGGUUGAAGUCUCUUUAAUAAUCCCAAACAAUUGUAUUAUGGAGUGAUGCAGUAGAGUUAGAGGGGAAAAACAGAUACCCUGCUAUGACAAAAAAGCCUUUGUGGAUUUUGACACUUAGGUUGCCAUGGGGAUUUGAAGGACUAUAUUCUGCUGUCCCCUGGGUGGCCCCACAAUCAGUCCAUCAAACCAAAAUGUAAUCUUGAAAAUAUUAGAGCAGUGAGCCUUUGCUUGAAGUGGACUGAAUUAGGUGCCGGUACUCUUUAUUUAGGUGGUGGAACUGAACAAGUAGAACCUUUGAGGUGCUGGCACUUUGUAGCGGUGAGCAGCAGCCCAACUCAAACACUGCUGAGCCAGAAACAGUCAAAGUAACACGUUCUAUGCAUAUGUUAAUAUGCAGAUCUGGCAAAGUGUAGGAGUAUUUCUGCAGGGCAGACUACUAUCUGUUUGCGUGAGUAGGUUGAGCGCCAUCUUUUUAAGUUUGUAUUAAUGGUUAUGGGGGUGAUACUCUCUUGGGAGUAGUCCCAAGAUUCGGUUACGGACAACACAGGCUAACUGACAGUAAGAGCACACUUUCUAGAAAGGUCUAGACUUUAAAAUGUUGCCAACAGUUGUCACACAUCAAAAUGUUUUCUUUUUCUCUUCUCUCCAAAUGAACGCAGGCAGAAAAUUGGACAAGCAAUAUUACUAUUAAUAAUUUCUGAAGUGUAUUUUUGUUUUGUUUUAUGCUAUGUUGAAAUGUUGAACUUAUUUAUCUAGUGCUGUCCAGUCCCUUGUCCUUUGCUUUGCACUCAGGCAGUCUAGAGAGGAGCAGAGUGUCUGAAAACGGACACAUCCGUCCUGGAAACGUGGAUAAAGGGGAUUUUCAGUAUUGUUCUAGGCCUAUGGACACCAGGUAGAGGCAGCAAAUACAGCAGCUAGUGUAAUGGUCUGGGAGACAAGGCAGGACAGGUGAGAUGAGUUCAGGUUAGAUUGGUGAAGACAAGGUACCUCAUCAGUAUGAAUGGAUAACAUUUAAGACUUGAAAGCUGUGCACCAACCUGAUGAGGUUGAGCCAUUGUUGUGGAGAAGGAGAACAAUGUGUUGUGCAGGUGACCAUAGGUUUGUAUCUGAGGAAUUAUAAGGGCACUACAGUAUUUAGCAGAUCCUAUUCAGGAUUCACGCUGACAUCAACAUUACAUUCCUUGAUUUGUUUGUAGUUUUAACAUUGAAGACAACAGUUUGCGUUGUAUUCUAUGCUUUCGCUUGAAGAUGGAGAAGAGGUUAAAGGUCAGAAUGCUGAAUACCAAAGGUCAAGUGACAUUAUCUUGGUUCAUUAUAAACAGGUUCCAUGCUGUGUGUUCAGGUCUGUGGUUCUCUCCUAUCCAUCUCUGGUGUAUUUGGUAGUCCUUGAAUUCUUUGCAGGUGUUAGAUGUAUUAUGUGUUCAGUAGCCCUCCAUCUGAGGUAUUAACAAAACAGAAUGAAACAGGGAUUAUCUGGAUUAGUCCAAUAAGAAAUGUUUGAUUUCCGUGGUAAAACAUUUUGCCCUAGUGAACAUGACCCAGGUGUAGUUAUGGCUGUCCAGACCAGUCGAGCCUCAUUAGUCAGGCACGUCUCAGGUUCAUGUUAAUGAAAUUAUAUACAUAAGAAACAUUGCAAGACUUGUCAUAUUUUAGUUCAAUGUAAAUGCAAUUUUAGUAUUUGUUUUCAGGGGAUGGAACUGUUGCAGUAUUUAGAACAUUUUGAAGGAGUUCUGGAAUGACCAGACCUGGGUUGUGUUCAUUAGGCACUAAACAGAAGACUGAAACAGGGAGGGACUAACUGGACUUGUCCAAUUAAACUCUUCUGAAACGUGUGGUCUAAUGAACACGACUCAUAAUCUCAGGUGUGUUGUUGGGAUGGACUAACGGAAGCCUAGUGAUCUCAGUGAGUGCUUGACUCUCUUUCUUGCCUUGUCGGCUGUAACAGAAAGCAAACAGUAACCGUAUUAUCGAACCCAUUAGUCUUGUACAGUAAGUACACUGCAAUCUAACUCGAGCUUCAUCAGUGACUGACGAUUUACUACAAAUGUCACUGGUAACAUUUUGUGAAUGAAGAAAAUCACAGGAAUACAUUGUAGUAAAAUAAAUUAUUGAAUUUCCUGUA
Molecule: messenger RNA, 3724 nt
Organism: Salmo salar (Atlantic salmon)
Lineage: Eukaryota; Metazoa; Chordata; Actinopteri; Salmoniformes; Salmonidae
Product: heme oxygenase 2
Biological process (GO): response to oxidative stress; heme catabolic process; heme oxidation
Molecular function (GO): heme oxygenase (decyclizing) activity; heme binding
Source: RefSeq, a predicted model, not a curated record